UUUGGAAUGUAAUACAUACAAAAAUUGGUAUUGAAUAUUUUCUAUUUGUGAUAGAUUAACCCAGAUACGGUUGAUUAAAAAAAUCAAAAUAGGAUAGUUUAUUCUAUAAAAUAAGAAACAAAUAUUGGAAUAGCAGUUAAAAAGCAUCAAGGGUCAUCGAAAGAUUUAAUUAACCACUUAAUUAAAUUUCGGAUAACCAAUGAUCAAAUUUACAUGACUAUGAAGCGGAUUUCAAUCCUCUAUAAAAAUCCUCUCUUGAAAAAAAAAUAUUCAAAACCAUGUCAAAUACAUAAAUCAAUAUUUUUUUGAAAUGUGAAUUAUCUAUUCAUAUCUAAAUAAUUAAAUAUCCAAAUAGCAAACGGACGGAUAGAAAAAACAAACAAUCAAAUUGGCUAAUACAACUUUAGAUAUGUCUCAGCGCGAUUUCUCAGAGAAUGAACCCGAUUGCACACCGGAGUUGCCAGCUGCCAAUCGGGCGCUAUUUCUUGAGAAAGUCCGCCAAUCGAAUGCAGCUUGUCAGAGUGGUGAUUUUGUUACAGCGGUAGCCCUUUACACAGACGCAUUAUCCUUGGAUCCGGGGAACUACAUUCUCUACAGUAAUCGUUCUGCAGCUCGCUUGAAACAGGGACAAUUUGCAUUGGCUUUACAAGAUGCAACAAAAGCUCGAGAGUUGUGUCCUCAAUGGCCGAAAGCAUAUUUUCGACAAGGCGUAGCCUUACAGUGUUUAGGACGAUAUGGAGAAGCUUUGGCUUCAUUUAGUGCCGGGUUGGCACAGGACGCACAAAAUAAGCAAUUGCUUGCAGGUCUUUUUGAGGCUUCAAUUAAAAGUCCCUUAAAGCAUGCACUAGAGCCAACAUUUCAACAGCUUAGAACUAUGAGCUUAGAUCAAAGUCCGUUUGUUGUAAUUUCUGUUGUUGGCCAAGAGCUUUUGCAAGCUGGUCAGUAUCAUUCAGCAGUAACUGUCCUAGAAGCUGCUCUCCGAAUCGGAUCUUGUUCUCUUAAAUUAAGAGGAUCGGUUUUUAGUGCUUUAAGUUCAGCUCAUUGGGCACUUAAUCAGUUGGAUAAAGCAAUUGGCUACAUGCAACAAGAUCUAGCAGUUGCUAAGAGCUUGGGAGAUACUGCUGGAGAGUGCCGGGCUCAUGGCAAUCUGGGUAGUGCAUAUUUUAGUCAGGGAUCUUACAAAGAAGCUUUGACUGCUCAUAGAUAUCAAUUAGUACUUGCCAUGAAAUGUAAGGAUACUCAAGCAGCUGCUGCUGCGCUCACAUCUCUUGGGCAUGUCUAUACAGCAAUUGGUGACUAUCCAAAUGCAUUGGCCAGUCAUAAACAAUGUGUCCAAUUGGUCAAACAGAUGGGUGAUCGCUUGCAAGAAGCCAGGGAAAUCGGCAAUGUUGGAGCAGUUUAUCUUGCAAUGGGGGAGUUUGAUUCAGCUGUCGAUUGUCAUACUCAACAUCUACGUUUGGCUAGAAAACUAGGAAAUCAAGUUGAGGAAGCUCGGGCUUAUAGUAAUCUUGGAUCAAGUCACCACUAUCGAAGAAAUUUUUCCCAGGCGAUAACAUUUCAUGAACAAGUUUUGCGAAUUUCCCAACAACUCGGUGAUCGGAAUAUCGAAGCUAGAGCUUAUGCAGGCUUGGGACAUGCAGCUCGUUGUGCUGGAGAUGCGAUUCAGGCGAAAAAAUGGCAUGAAAAACAGCUUGAGAUGGCACUUGCUGCACGCGAUAAAGUUGGGGAGGGUAGAGCAUGCUCAAAUCUGGGAAUAGUGUAUCAGCUUCUUGGUGAACACGAUGCUGCGUUAAAACUACAUCAAGCCCAUUUAACAAUAGCUCGACAGUUACAUGAUCGAGCAGGGAUGGGAAGAGCAUAUGGAAAUAUUGGAAACGCUUAUUCGGCGGCUGGACUUUACGAAGCUGCUAUUAAAUAUCAUAAGCAAGAAUUGACUAUUAGCAAAGAAGUUCAUGAUCGUAGUGCAGAAGCAUCAACUCAUGGCAACCUAGCGGUAGCCUAUCAAGCAUUGGGAGCUCAUGAUAUGGCUCUAAUGCACUACCGUGCACACUUAAAUAUUGCAAGGGAACUCAAAGACACCGCUGGUGAAGCUUGUGCCUUACUGAAUCUUGGUAAUUGUCUUAGUUCUAGGCAGGAAUUUGCACAGGCGGUUCCAUACUAUGAACAGUAUCUGAUGCUUUCACAAGAACUUGGUGACGUUGCAGCAGAGGGAAAGGCAUGUCACUUUUUAGGAUAUGCUCACUAUUGCAUAGGAAACUACCGUGAGGCUGUGCGAUAUUAUGAUCAAGAUUUAGCAUUGGCAAAAGACUUACAAGAUAAAAUGAAUAUGGGAAGAGCCUAUUGCAACCUUGGCCUUGCUCACUUAGCACUGGGUAAUAGUCAAGCUGCUUUAGAGUGCCAGAAGUACUUUUUAGCUGUUGCACACAUGACAAAUCAUCUGCCUGGAAAGUUUCGGGCACUUGGAAACAUUGGAGAUAUUCUUAUUCGUACAGUAGAAAUUGAAGAGGCAGCUAAAAUGUAUCAACGACAAUUGGCUCUAGCUCGACAGGCAAGGGAAAGACCUAUGGAAGCAGCUGCAUGUGGCGCACUUGGACUAGCUCAUAGAUUGAUAAAAAAGUUCGACAAAGCUCUAGGUUAUCACACACAAGAGCUGACACUGCGUCAAGAAAUGGCAGACCUCCCUGGAGAAUGUAAAGCACAUGGUCAUUUGGGAGCAGUGCAUAUGGCCCUCGGCAAUUAUACACAUGCUGUCAAGUGUUAUCAGGAGCAAUUGGAACGUGCCCAAGAAUUGCAAGACUCAGCUAUUGAGGCUCAAGCAUAUGGUAAUCUUGGAAUAGCCAAAUUGAAUAUGGGACAUUAUGAGGAUGCUAUUGGAUAUCUAGAGCAGCAAUUAGGUACUUUGGAACAAGUGAAUACCACCACUACGCAGCAUGAUAGGGCAAGAGCUCUAGGACACUUGGGUGAUUGUUAUGAUGCCUUGGGAGAUUAUGAAGAAGGAAUAAAAUGUCAUGAGAGACAUCUCCAAUUAGCAACAGCUCUUUUAAGCUAUCGCGAUCAAGAACGAGCUUAUCGUGGCUUAGGACAUAGUCAUCGUGCUUUGGGCAAUUUACAAGAAGCACUUGUUUGCCUUGAAAAGAGACUUGUGGUAGCUCAUGAGCUUGGAAGUUCCGAGGCAAAAGCAGCUGCUUAUGGUGAUUUAGGCAACAUUCAUUGUGCUUUAGGCAAUCACGAACAAGCAGUCAACUGUCUAGAACAUCAAAAAGAAAUUGCUAGAGAAUUAGGUGACAGAGCUCUUGUAUCUGAUGCAACUAGUGCCCUUGGAAAUGUUUUCCAUCAAAUGGGUAACCACGAUGGUGCUCUCAAAUUGCACAAAAUGGAUUUGGAAAUAAGUGAAAACCUUGGCGUAAUGUCUCUUCAAGCACGAGCUUGUGGUAAUUUAGGUUCAGUCUAUGAGAGUAUUCGGAGCUAUGUGGAUGCUGUUAAGUUCUUUGAAAAGCAGCUAUCAUUGACAACAGAUCGUUUGAGCAAGGCGUAUGCCUGUGGCUCCUUAGGUCGUGUAUUCCAUCAAAUGGGUCAAACAGCUCAAGCAAUAAAUUUUCUUCGUCAAGGCUUGGCUAUUGUGCAGUCCCUAAAUAAAUCGGAAGACGAGGCCAAAAUAAGGCAUCAGUUAGGCCUUGCAUUACGAGCUUCCGGUGAUAAUGAGAAUGCCCGCACUCAAAUGGAAACAGCUGCUCAGAUCCUUGAAUCGGUUCGUUAUGAUCAGAGAUCUCCAGAAGGCAGAACCGUACUUUUCGAUUUGCAAACAUCUUGUUACCAUAUGCUGCAACAGAUUUUGGUGUCCAUGUCCCGCAAUGAGGAGGCUUUAGUUGCAGCUGAAAGAUGUAAAGCCCGAACUAGCCCAGACACAAACAGUAUCUCUCGCAAGACCAUGAUCACAUGCAGUGAAAGCAUAUUUGACACAGUCAACAAAGCCAAAACUAAUGUUUUGUACUUCAGUUUGGCUGGCAAUGAGCUAUUUGCCUGGUUUCUCCAGCCACAAAAGGGAAUCGUUCGAUUCCAUUCGGUAGAAAUAAAUGAAAAUACUCUUAAGAUUCCUCGAGAAAAGCUUACAGAUAAUGGGGCUAAGGAGAGCCCAGAAAACUUAUUAGAAAUCUACAUAAACAUGGUAAGGGACAGUCUCGGAGUUAAUUCGGAUACCGUUUUACACGAAGGAGAUGGAAGUGGAUGGCGUUCUAGUUCAGAAAACCUACUUGAUGAUUUUUCAAGUGAAAGAGCGGGUUUUCUUCGUAUGGUCAAUCGAAACCAUUUACUUAAUUCCAGCAACUAUUCACUAAGUUCAUUAUUUAGUUUAGGUAGUGUAGGUGGUUCAGUGGCAAGCUUACAAGGUUCUACCCGAUCAAUUGCAAGUUUGCAGGGAUCAACUAGAUCUCGACGAGCUCAAAUGUUACCCACAUGGCAAGGUCCAAGCUGCUUGCAUACUCUCUACAACCUCCUCUGGGAACCAUUUGAUGAUCUUUUGCCUUCUGGGGGAGCAGUUUCUCGCCAAGGCCGAAAAGAGCUCAUACUUGUUUUAGAGAAUGAAUUGUAUUUAGUUCCAUUUGCAAUUUUGAGAAGCUCAAAAGAAGAUGGAGAAUACUUGUCUGAACGCUGUUCGAUCAUUACGAUUCCCUCACUUCAGUCUCUUCGUUUAAAAAGCAAAACAAUUCGUACUCGCGAGCUAGCUGAAAAUCUGAAUACUGCGUUGGUUGUUGGGGGUCCUCGGAUUCCAUCAACUCUAUCUGAAACAUGGGGUUGGUCAGAAUCACCGGCGUCUAUACAAGAAGCUGCAAUGGUAGCUGAUAUGCUACAAUCGAAAGCUUUGGCAAGUUGCAAUGCUACCAAGGAAGCUGUAGUAUCAGAGCUUCCAACUGCGGAGUGUGUUCAUUUCGCCGCAAAUCUAAGUUGGAAGCUUGGAGCUGUAGUUCUCAGCCCUGGUGAUGUUGUCGAUUCUCAAUCACAGAAACGCUACUACCAAUCAACUUCGAAUAAUGAGGAAAAUGAUGAUGAAGGCAAUGAAUUAGCAAAUCAAAGCAUUGAAAUUCCACCUUUGUCUGAUUUCAUCCUUUCUGCUGCUGAUGUCCUGACAAUGAAAUUAAAUGCAAAACUAGUGGUUCUAAGUUCUUAUCAUUCUAUUGAACCCAUAACCGGAGCUGGAGUAGCAAAUUUAGCAGGAAGUUGGCUAUGCGCUGGAGCAGGUGCUGUGCUCAUAUCACUUUGGCCUGUUCCUGAAACAGCCGCUAAAAUUCUUCUUAGAGCUUUUUACUCAGCUCUUUUACAAGGAUCUAGAGCAGCAAGAGCUCUUGCAGAAGCUAUGCAAACAGUGCAACACACAAAACACUUUGCUCAUCCAGCAAACUGGGCCGGAUUUUUGUUGAUUGGUGGAAAUGUCCGGCUUUCAAAUAAGGUAGCUUUGAUGGGACAUGCCUUAUGUGAAUUGAUGCGAACCCCAGAUAAGUGUCGAGAUGCCUUGAGAGUUUGCUUGCACCUCGUGGAGAAAAGUUUACAAAGAAUUCAUCGAGGACAGAAAAAUGCUAUGUACACCACCCAGAAGAGCAUAGAGAACAAAGCCGGACCAGUUAACGGAUGGAAGGACUUACUGAUGGCAGUGGGCUUCCGGUUCGAACCGGCCGCAAAUGGAAUACCUUCCAGUGUGUUUUUCCCACAAGCCGAUCCUGAAGAUCGAUUGUCGCAGUGCUCAGCAAGUCUUCAAGCACUGUUAGCACUGACUCCAAUAACUUUGCAGGCAUUAGCUAAACUUGUAAACAGUGUGGAUGUAGCUGAUGAUAUAAUAGCUGUUAUUAGAAAUGUUCUAAGUCAGUUUCCACCUAAGGGUAGUCCGGAAGUGGAGUCUUGCAUUGAGAUUCCGUUGUCAGUAAGACUUUGGAGAGUUUCAGGUUGCCACGAACUUUUGGCAUCUGUUGGAUUUGAUCUGACCGAAGUGGGACAGGAUCAAGUAACCCUGCGCACAGGCAAGCAGGCAAAUCGUAGAAGCUGUCAGUUUGUUUUGCAAGCUCUUUUAGCUCUCUUUGACACUCAAGAAGCUCCAAAAACUCUUGGACUAGAUUCGAGUAGUAGCUGUGAGUCGCUUAAUGAAGAUUCUCGACCAGAAAAUCCAAUGAGUGCUUCAACGGGCUCCCUAUCUGGUCCAACAUCCCAACAAGCUAGCAUAUCACCAACAGACACAGUGAAAUCAAUGAACAUUGGGAUGACUUUGCCACCACUUCCCAUUAAUAGACCACGCAUUCUUAGUGCUGGUGGAGGAGCAUUCAUCUCAUAUGUCCGUCGAAGAGGUGAACCAGAUGGAGGCCGUACUGAUACUGAAUCUUCAGCCCCGAGCACAAAAAAUACUAACCUUACUGUAGGACCACCAUCUAUUUAUCCAAAUCUAGAUUCAAGUCUAGCAAAUACAACAGAUAGCGAGCUUUCGGAUGGAUAUAUAUCCCAGAGUCACCUAAAGAAGCCUAAUGGUCCACGUUUGGGCUACUCCAGUCUUCGCGGACCAGUUCGUGUGUCUCGACCUGGUGGCGGAGGAGAAAGUGACGCUGCAUUUACACCAAGUCCACCAGUAACAACUCAAACAGCGGUGGAUCCAAAUGUUUCCUUAGCUUUGGCACAUCAAACUCGAAUUCGCAACUUAUACUCAAGCACCGGAAUGACUUUCCUUGGAGAUAGUGUUAUUCCAGAGAUGAGUGUGCCACCAAGCAUGUCUCGCCGCCCAGAUAGCUCCAGUUCUGCCAGUUCCACUACAGACUGGGAAGGCUCUGGUCAUGCAACUGUCUUGCGAAGAUCUAAUCAACAACAAAACAUGCCACCAUUGCCCCCACCACGACAGAACCUGCCAUUAGUUGAUAGUCUACGCCCACUUGCACCAUUAGCGCCUGUGUACAACAAUCUCGGAAACCUACCAAGUGCUGGUCCAUCAACCACUUGCAUCAGUAAUGUCUUGGAAUCGGCAAGCUCUGACUCAGAGUUUGAAAGGGGACUUGAAAUACCUUCACAAUCAUUAGCUCAUUUCAGAAUGAAGCCCAAAAUCAAAUUAGGAAAUGCCCAGAUACUCCUGUCAAAUCGGUUAAAAGAAACCACUUCAAUGUUCAUGGAUCGUUUAAGCGUUCGAACUGAAGUUUCUGCAUCGAAUUCUUCGAAUGUUGCAAUAGCUGGUGGCAGUAGAAAGCCUUUAACUCUCCCUGAAGAUGAUAAUACUUUGGUUUUUAAUUCGUCAAGCCUUUAUUUUGCUCCAGCUGAGACUGAAAUCGAAAGCGGAAAGAAAGAGCACAGCUCAAAAGCACCUGUGGCAAGUACUUCCACAGCUGCAACUUCCAAAGACAAUUCUAAGCCUACUACCAAGAGUAUUCAAGAUACUAUCAUGCGACAUAUGAAUAGAGAAAUGACUCCUACUAUCUCAGAAGUAUACCAUGAGAGAAAUUUGGGAUUAGGAUUAGCUCCGCCAUUAUCGAAAUUGCUUCUUAGUAAAAACUAUGAUGAAUCGGAGAGUAAACUUUCGCCAGCUGGCUGUGCUAUCAAAAGCAUUGUGGAUGCAGUGAGUGAAAUGGAGCUUAGUAGUACGUCAAAUGCUGCCACAAAUCCGAAGUCAAAUAAUGAGGAGGUGUGCUCGGUUUGUGGUGAACCUGCCAACAUAAUAUGUCGAUGCAAAGCUGCCACGGUCCAAAAAAAAUCUACUCUCAAGCCAUGGUUGAGCAACAUUCCAUCGAGUAUUGUUAAAGCCAGCGAUCUAACAACUGCUGAUAUCCUAGAACGUCAAAAUAAAAUAAAAACCACAAAUUCCGGUGGCAAUAGUGAAGGAGUGAACAGCAUGGUUGGGAAACGAACUAGCAGUCCCUUCAGCGAACUUUGUCGCCGAGACGAAGGUGAUGGGCGGUCAGUUGCUGAUUCACAAUGUAGCAGUAGCUAUAAGACAGAUGUGACAAAUGCAACAAUUACUUUAAAUCCUGCCAGUCAAUUGGCAGCAAGCAAUCGAAAUAAGUUUGGAACAAACUCUUAAACGUUCGUGUAGAAGGACUCACAAAGAUUAAAUAUAAAAAAAGAACUGAAUUGUGUCGUUUAAAUAUAAUUUUUAGGUACUUUUUUUUAAAAUUACAUUAAGUUAAUUAAGGAGCAAUAUUUAAAUGUUAUCAGCUACAAACAUAUAAAGCCUAAUAUAUGUAAGUAGAACCUUUAUUUCUGUAUUAAAGUUCAAGAUUAAGUUUAAAAGCAUAUUUUCAUUUUAAAUUUAUCAUAGUGUAUAUAAAAAUAUGUUAAGUAUUUAGUAUUAAUGCUAAGCACCCAUUUCAUUUUAAUGCAUAUCUACAUUAUAGCUU
Messenger RNA from Episyrphus balteatus (marmalade hoverfly), 8354 nucleotides. Its product is annotated as tetratricopeptide repeat protein 28. Lineage: Eukaryota; Metazoa; Arthropoda; Insecta; Diptera; Syrphidae. The record is from RefSeq and is a predicted model, not a curated record. Bases 410 to 8038 code for a protein of 2542 amino acids. Gene Ontology annotation, molecular function: protein binding. The transcript has 7 exons.